Molecule: messenger RNA, 5885 nt
Organism: Sphaeramia orbicularis (orbiculate cardinalfish)
Lineage: Eukaryota; Metazoa; Chordata; Actinopteri; Kurtiformes; Apogonidae
Gene: iqsec3b
Product: IQ motif and Sec7 domain ArfGEF 3b
Exons: 15
Coding region: 118-3474 (1118 amino acids)
Biological process (GO): actin cytoskeleton organization; regulation of ARF protein signal transduction
Molecular function (GO): guanyl-nucleotide exchange factor activity
Source: RefSeq, a predicted model, not a curated record
GGAGGACAUCACACCCUCUCAUCCGCACUUAAGGAUAUUUUUGCAUCUCCUCUGCCCUCCAUCUGUAAGUCCGGCUUUAUUUUUCUUCUCCUUCUCCUCCCUCCUCUUGUCUUGGGUAUGAUGAGCUCCAGCCUGUUGGAAAACCCGGUGCAGGCGAUUCUGUACCUGCGGGAGCUUACCACCAUCGUACAGAACCAGCAAAGUCUCAUCCAGACACAGCGCGCCCGGAUAGAGGAGCUGGACCGGCGGGUGGACGAGCUCAUUGGCGAGAACAGGCACCUGCGGGACGUUAGGGUACAACAGCAGCAUCCAUACCACCACCACCUUCACCACCAUCAUCACCCCGACCCCAGCUGCCUUCACCAUCACCACAACCAGGAGCACCAGCUCAAGACAAGUACGGGGCCAGAUAAUGUCUCUCCACAAGCCGUCGAGGCGGCUCCAGGGGUCCAUCCGUCGCCUCCCCAACCGAUGGACCCCGGGGACAUGCAGUUGGUGCCGGCCGACCCAUCCUUGGUUUCUCCGGUUGAAAGUGACCCAGAAAACGGCGGAAGUUGUCCCAGCUGCCGCUCCUUGGUUCCGAUGACCCCGACAACCCUUUGUCGGUCUUUGGCCCUGGCAAGGAAAUCUGAGAGUGAGACAGUGCUGCAUCAGUUUUGUUGCCCCGCCCCUGAGCAUCCAGAGGCUGACACUACUGGCUCAUCAGGUGGACAGAUGCUGAGCCUGGAGGAUGGAACGUCUUCUUGUGGACAAGAAGUUGAGGGGACCAAGAGGGAGGGACCGAGCGAGUAUGAGAUAAGCCUGGAAAAUAAAAACAAACAGAUAGAAGAGUUGGAACAGAAGUAUGGAGGUCAUCUCAUAGCGAGGCGUGCAGCCCGUCGCAUCCAGACAGCUUUCCGUCAGUACCAGCUCAGCAAAAACUUCCAGAAGAUCCGAAACUCUCUGUCAGAGAGCAAGCUGCCACGUCGGAUUUCUUUGCGUCAUCCCAGCCCGUCAGGCCGAAACCGGAACUCAACUCAGAGACACAGUUACAGUCUGCAUCCCGGAGGAGGGCAGAUACCGCUCCGGUCAAAAACUCCCCCUCCACCUCCAUGUCGCUCCACCUCUCUGCCUCCGUCUCCUGCCUCGGCUCCAUCUGCUGCUCCUUCUACUGCCCCAGCUCCUCCUCCGCCUCAAACCCCAGGACCCACACUCACACAGCUAGAGGACUGCUUCUCAGAACAACUUCAUUCGCUGGCUCAGUCAAUUGAUGACGCCCUCCGUGGUUGGAGCUUAUCAGAAGGUGGAGAGGGGAAGGGGCUACUGAUGGACCCUGGGGCCCUUCGUGCAGCAGCUGAGAGUGCUUGUCUGCCCCGUAGCGCCAGUUCACUGCUAAUGGCCUUCAGAGACGUCACGGUUCAUAUCGAUAGCAAUAGCUCCUACACCAUCUCGUCUGCUACCACCACUACCACCACCUCUCUGGGAAACGCGGGCAGCAGGAAGACUUCUGUGAGUGGGGGCCCUGGGGGAGGAGAUGGCCAAUCUGCAGAGGAGCCAGAGUUCCCUGCACCUCCUCCGAGCGAGGAGUUGGAAAUGGCUGAUCCAGGAUCUAGGAGGGGUUCAGCGGUGCCAGCUCCAGGAGGAGGAGGGGUGGAGAUUGAGGGCGGCUUAGACAGUCUGGGAUCCACCUCCACUUCUACCUCUACCUCCACUUCGAUCUCCACCUCAGCUCAAUCUAACCAGCAGCCCGCCCAGAUUUACACCCAGUACCAGCAGUACCACUAUACACAUCCUCAGCAGAUGCCUGGGGGGCCAAGUCCUGAGGCCCUGCAGGCUCUGGUUGUCUCUCUGCCCAGGGAUCGCUGCCAGGAUCCGGCCUCCUGCCGCUCGCCAACCUUAUCCACAGACACACACCGCAAACGCCUCUACCGAAUCGGACUAAACCUCUUCAAUGUGAAUCCAGAGAGAGGCAUCCACUUCCUGAUUACCCGUGGCUUCGUCCCGGACACGGCCAUUGGAGUAGCUCACUUCCUUUUGCAGAGGAAGGGCCUGAGCAGACAGAUGAUUGGAGAAUUUCUGGGAAACAGCAAGCUUCAAUUCAACAGAGACGUCCUGGACUGCGUUGUGGAUGAGAUGGAUUUUUCGGGCAUGGAGCUCGACGAAGCCCUGAGAAAGUUCCAGGCUCAUGUUCGUGUUCAGGGAGAAGCACAAAAAGUGGAGAGACUCAUCGAAGCCUUUAGCCAGAGGUACUGUAUGUGUAAUCCUGAUGUGGUGCAGCAGUUUCAUAACCCAGACACUAUCUUCAUCCUGGCCUUCGCUGUGGUCCUGCUCAACACUGACAUGUACUCACCCAACAUCAAACCCCAACGCAAAAUGGGCCUCGAUGACUUCAUACGCAACCUGAGAGGUGUGGAUGACGGAGCAGACAUCCCCAGGGAGAUGGUGGCAGGUAUUUAUGAAAGGAUUCAGCAGAGAGAGCUCCGCUCCAAUGAAGACCACGUCACCUAUGUGAGCCGUGUGGAGCAGUCCAUCCUGGGUCUGAAAACUAUACUGGCUGUUCCCCACAGACGUCUCGUGUGCUGCUGUCGCCUGUUUGAGGUGCCUGACGCCAACAAGCCACAUAAACAGAAACUGUCUCAGCUCCAGAGAGAGGUCUUCCUGUUCAAUGACCUGCUGCUGAUCCUGAAGCUGUGUCCCAAGAAGAAAAGUUCAGCAUCUUACACAUUCUGUAAAGCUAUGGGUCUUCUGGGAAUGCAGUUCCACCUCUUCAGCAACGAAUACUACGCUCAUGGCAUCACCAUGCUGAGUCCAUUUACCUCCGAAAAGAAGCAGCUGGUGAGUUUCUGCUCCCCGAGUGGAGAAGAACUCAGGAAGUUUGCAGAGGAGCUUAGAGAGGCUAUCGCAGAAGUAAAUGAGAUGGAGCAGAUACACAUCCAAUGGGAAUUGGAGAGGCAGCAAGGCAUCCAGCAUGGCAUACACACCAAUGGUGGACAAGUGGACACACACACAGGACACGGCUCCCCCUCAGGUCCGCAGGAUGUGUAUGAUAAAACUGGCAACAACAAUACAGUAGAGGUGUCAAUUCACAACAGGCUGCAGACCUAUCAGCUGAGCCAGCCCAGCAUUGAGUCCGCACCCCUGGCUCUGACUGCACCACCUGCCCUGCUCAGCCCUGUCCAGCCUGGAGAGCUCCGCCCAGAAACACUCAUCCAGUGCCAACAGAUCGUCAAGGUGAUUGUUGUAGACCAGAGCGGACGAGGGCGGAUGGAAGCCUUCCUCAGCCAAGGUCCGGCCACCCACCAGCUCAUCCAGUCAGCCAUGUCCACGCCAGUCCGCGUCAGAGAGGGGGACGGCCCUCAGCCUCCUCUGCCACCCCCUCCUCCCCCUUACAACCACCCCCACCAGUUCUGCCCCCCUGACUCACCCAUGCCCCUCCACCAUACCAUGCCUCUCACCCGUAGACGCAACUCCAGCGGCUCCCGCAGCAUUGUCUGAAACUCAGUUUCUCUGUGGACCCUGGGGGCCAGACAUGAUCCUUGCCCAGACAAACACACAUGCUGGAGCACUCGCUGACUUACUUAUUAACAAACGGUAAGAAAAAAAGCAUAGCAAAAAACAGGAAGAAAAUACUGAAUGAAGAGACAAAGGAAACCAAUGAGAAUCUAUUCAUCGUCUUUAAACUGUGAUGUUGUUUUUGAACAUUGAAUAAUUUUGAUGCCAUUUCCAAAAGAAAGCUUUUCUUCCUUCUUUUGUCUUCAACCAUACAUGUCACCCAGGAACUGAUGAUCUUGUCUGUCUAAAUUUCACACUCAGUAAGAAAUUUUGUGACCCUGCAUUUUUAAAUAUCACCUCUUCAUCAAACGUGUCUGUGAGCUUUGUCACCGAAACCUAGGGGCGAUGUCAGAAAAUCAGACUGUGGCUGCCUUGAGAGGACACUGAAAAGAUUUAAAUGUGAAGAACAAAACAUGAAAAGAUUUAAAUGUGAAGAACAAAACAGUCUUUAGAUUUGUUUUCCUUGCAGGCUGCUCUGGGUUUGUAGUAUAAGAUGCUACACUCAGUAUGGGAUAAUUUCCACACAGCUAAUAGAGCCUUCCCCACGCUGUAAUUAUUUUUUCUUAUCUCUGCAUAAUGUGGCGAAGCAAAAAUACUAGCUUAUUUCAGUUAUUUUCUGUGAAAUUCAUUUUCCAAGACGAGGAAGAGGGGUGAAAAAGGUAAACGAUGCUGGUUUUUGUGUCUGAAGCUCGAGCAUCUCUACCCUGUCAUGUACAGUGAAGUGUAGUAAGCAAGAAUGUUGCUUCUAUCUAACAAAUCUGAAACCAUAUCCUAAAGACAAUCAUAUUUACGUGCAUCUUUUGCUGCUGCUGUGUGUGUUUUGCGAAACUUGUACGAGCAGAUAUCUUCACAAUGGUGUGUGACUGUGAAUCUUUGGUGUUUUUUUGCUCUCACAGAGCUCAGGAAAGGAUCUGCCUCACUGUAAUAUGUAAUAUCUGCACCUCGGAGUUGUACUGAGAGCAGUGUGCUUGUGAACUGUGUGCUCAGUCUGCUUACUCAUGGGAAGCAGUGAGUAGGGCUGGUAAUUCAUCAAAGACAAGGCUAAAACAGGCAGAUGAAGCCUUUCCGUUGUACAUUUACUCCUAAUGUUGAGUGUAUAUUGUUGUUUCCUUGGAUUUAGGCAAUAUCUCUGCCCUAGCUUUAGUAAAAAAAAGGAAAAAGAAAAAUUGCUUCACACAGGGUAGACCAAGGUCACCUUAACACACAUCAUUUCCCUGUCAUAUAGUAUUUUUUCCUUGCACACGGAUAUAUGAUAUAAUAUAAGCAGAGAUGCAUUCCUUUACUGAAUGUUAAAUCAGGGGGAAACUGAAGAUGUCCAUGGAAUACUCAAUGACUUUAUCACCGUGUCGUUUGUCCAGUCUUGAUGGUUUAAGCUUGUUUGUACAGCAGAUCACAAAUCAUCCAACUGCGACACACUGAACACGUCUUGUAUCUUUUGCAUCACAGAAUAUAUUGGAUAUACUGUAAAUAGAUAAUAUAGAUUUAUUCUGCAAAAGUGAUUGGUUUGCCCAGUGUGUGUAUCUACGUAUUUGUACAGAGAAGAUCUAGUUUAAAAGAAAAAAAGGAUAUAGUUAUUAUAGUUAUUAUUAUUCACAUUAAAAUCAGGGGGUGUCCUAAAUCCUACUGCUAUGAAAGACAGGAAACAGGCAGCUUUUAUAGAAUACACUGCAGUUACCAUGGUAACACACACUGAUAUUAUUACAGAUCUACAUUAAUCAUUAAAUUACCAUGUCAUAUUAUUAUGGGAUUAUCAAAAGAUGGUGGUGUCACCUGUUAGGGUGUGUAAAGGGCUAUGCUGUAUUGGUGAAUACGUACAGUUCACACACACAAAUACACAAUACAUAUCUAAGUGCACACAUACCCCACACAAACAAUACUGUACGUAAACGCACACCAACUCCUGCAGACAUGCACAUAGCUGCCAAAGCGACAACAAAUCCAGCUUAGAUUCAUCUAAGAAACUGCUUGAUUUCUCAAGUCAGCAACCCUACUUUGUUUACUGUAAACUGACUGACUUGUACUAUACAGCAUGAUACUCAUUUUGUUUUGUUUUUUUUCAUUUGCAGUACUAUAGGAGGAGUUUGAUUAUUUGUAUCAUUAUUGUCAGGGCAUGUUGGGUUGAUUGAUGUCAUUUUCCUUCCUCCUUUUUUUUGCCCUCCCCCCCUUACCCUCUCCGUGGUUGUCAUGGAGACGCACCAAUCUGCAUCCUCACUGUGGAGCACUGUCAUUAAUCUUUGCACCCUCACAAUAUUUCUAAAGGAGAUUUCUAAAGAUCAACAUGUUUACUAAUGGAAUAUUUCUAACUUUUUUUGUUCGAAGAGAAUGAAAGAAUAAAGUAGUUUUUACUCUGACUC